AUGACCAGAAUCGUUUAUGCGAUAGGGGUAUCGUGUACGGAAGCCACGGUGGCAGUCCUCGCUCCAUACGUCGCCGCGGACGAUAAAACCUCCGUCGCUCUCCUCUUGGCGACCGCCAUUGUCAGAUUACGGGUGCCUCUCCCUCAUGCCUAUCCCUCAUGCCUAUCCCUCAUGCCUCUCCCUCAUGCCUCUCCCUCAUGCCUAUCCCGAGUGCCUCUCCCUCAUGCCUCUCCCUCAUGCCUAUCCCGAGUGCCUCUCCCUCAUGCCUAUCCCUCAUGCCUAUCCAUCAUGCCUCUCCCUCAUGCCUCUCCCUCAUGCCUCUCCCUCAUGCCUCUCCCUCAUGCCACUCCCUCAUGCCUAUCCCGAGUGCCUCUCACUCGCGCCUCUCUCUCCGGCCUCUCCCUCCGUGUGCACCAGGCGAUCACCAUCGUUCAAGUCGCGGGGUUCGGGGGAGCGGCAGACGCGCUGGGGGGGGCGUCGUAUAACCCGCUCACCAACCUCAUCAACUACCUCGCUGACGAGGACGACGAGACGGCGCUCGGCUUGCUGCUGCGCCUCCCCGCUCAGGCAGGUGGCAUGGUGAUAGGUGCCAUGCUGACGUGGAAGUUCAUUCCGGAGUCUCUCAAGCACACAGUCAACGGGCCCGCGCUGCCACCUGGCGUCUCGGUAUUGGCCGGCGCGACAGCGGAGUUUACGCUCACGUUUCUGCUGUUCCUGGUGGUGAUGUGGACGCUGUUCCUGGGACCCAGCAGCGACCGCUUAAAGGAAGUCAUCAUGGUCUCAGCCACAAUAGUCGCCAUUGCUGCUGGCAUGGGCUUCUCUGGCCCUUCCCUGAACCCCCUCUUUGCGUUCGGGUGGGUGUACACAUUGGAUCAGGAGAUGUCGGUGCAGCACUUCAUAGUCUACUGGGCUGCUCCCACCGCCGGUGCCGUGCUCGCAGCAGCCUUCUACCGAAUCUACCUGAAACCACACAAGGUGGCUCUUGAGGCGAAACGGCGGAAGGAGAGAGAAGGGAAGGAAGGGAAGGAAGGGAGGGAAGGGAAGGCUGGGGAGAGCGGGAAGGGGGAGGAGGAAGCAAUGAGGGCCAGCAGAGAAACAAAGGGGGUUGCGGCGGAGAGAGAGGGUGAGGGGUUGCGAAAACGGGUGGGUGUGGGAGCACGUGAAGAGGAGGAAGAGGGUAGGGCUGAGGUGAAUAAUGGUGGUGGUGAAGGGAGAAACAAAGCAUAG
Molecule: messenger RNA, 1227 nt
Organism: Closterium sp. NIES-65
Lineage: Eukaryota; Viridiplantae; Streptophyta; Zygnematophyceae; Desmidiales; Closteriaceae
Source: the annotation of a GenBank genome assembly